Molecule: messenger RNA, 1128 nt
Organism: Aspergillus welwitschiae
Lineage: Eukaryota; Fungi; Ascomycota; Eurotiomycetes; Eurotiales; Aspergillaceae
Product: PrpF protein-domain-containing protein
Exons: 6
Coding region: 1-1128 (375 amino acids)
Source: RefSeq, a predicted model, not a curated record
AUGCCAAAAUCAUCCCAGUACUCCUUGCCAGCGACCUACUAUCGCGGUGGCACCAGCAAAGCCCUUUUCUUCCGCGAGGAUGUCCUCCCAGGUCCCGGACCCCAGCGAGACCGCCUCCUCAAGCGAGCCAUGGGCUCUCCGGACCCCUUGCAGCUCGACGGUAUGGGUGGAUCCAAAGCAGUGACAUCGAAGAUUGCCAUCGUUCGUCCUUCAACACAAUCUGAUGCUGAUAUCGCUUUUACCUUCGCACAGGUAGGCGUAGCGCGGGAUUUUAUCCACUACGGUGCCAACUGCGGCAAUAUUUCUGCGGCGGUGGGACCGUUCGCGAUCGAAGAAGGGUUGGUCCAGUUCCGACCCGGGCGCUCGGUUGACACGACGGUGAAGACUCAGGAGGUUCGGAUAUAUAAUACUGGGACGGGGAAGUUGUUGAGCGCGCAUGUUCCUGGGACACAUGAAAUUGCGGGUGUUCCGGGGAAGGGAAGCCCGGUAUUGCUGGAUUAUAGAUUUACAAUCGGGGUAGAGCUAUCAAGGGGAUUACUCCCUACCGGCAACGCAUCCGACAUGAUCACUGUGGCUAAGAAAGAGAUUGAAAUCACCAUCUGCGACAUUGCCAAUCUGUGUGUAUUCGCCAAUGCUCGCGACUUCAACAUCAGUGGACACGAGACGGCCGCUGACCUGACCGCCAACUUAGACUGGCUGGCCAAGACGCAAGAGCUGCUGGGAAAGGCAGCCGUGCUUGCUGGAGCCGUUGUUGCGCCAGACCCGGAUCCUAGCAAAGCACAUCUCGCUGCGCGGCUUUUCCUCGACAAAAUGUGUCAUGAGAGCAUGGCGGGGACAGGGGCUAUCUGUACGACCGCGUGCAGUCGUAUUCCGGGAAGUGUAGUGAAUAGGGUCAUUGGGGAUGCAAUGGAGCUUGACACAUUGGAAAUUAGCCAUGCUGUCGGCACUAUGGCGGUACCCUCUCGUUUGUUCGAACCGUCCGCCGCAUCAUGGAUGGAACUAUAUACGUACCUGAUAGCUUCAGGCCAGAUGCACCUGCGAAACGAUCAGUUUCCAAUGUUCUGCCACUGGGUUAUGGCUUCAUCUUCAAUUAACUUUGACAUGGGUGGGAAAAGUGCUUUGACCUAA